Molecule: messenger RNA, 3434 nt
Organism: Pseudo-nitzschia multistriata
Lineage: Eukaryota; Bacillariophyta; Bacillariophyceae; Bacillariales; Bacillariaceae
Source: the annotation of a GenBank genome assembly
AGCGUUAGUGCAACAUUGCAUAGGUACGAAGCUGAACCCGUUCCACUCGAAUUUUGCAAAGUGUUGCUUCUUCACGUCACAUUGCUAACGAACUAUUGAACAACAAAAACAAAGGCAGAAUACAGAAGCACGAUCGACAAAACGCAUCCGAACGACUAGGUGCCUUUGUUAAUUACAUACAUACACUCUCCCAACUCGUACCUUCAUCCCUGGUAGUGUCAAAUCCAAACACCAGGGUCAGACCAGAAGAAGUAUACAAGAACAAGCAUCGCGAUUUUCAAGUAGUUGUUGUCACCAUGAUUGCGAAAUCUCUCUCGAUACUUGUGUUUGUUUUUCUAUCCGAAAGCAUGGGCUUUGUUGUUGCUGAUGUGGUUUCCAUUGCGAUGGAGAACCCAAUUGCUCACCAACAGCGAUGCACGUCGCGAACUUUUUCUCGGACAGAGGGUGGCGCCAUGAUUGUGGCCCCUCUUUUCGAUGACAAGAAUGCAACAGACGAUGACGAAACGGACGGUGUCGGCGACUGGGAUGCCCUCUAUCCGUUCUGCCCAGAUGGCUAUUAUUGCGACCUGUCGGAAGAAACAGACAAAGACGGGGCUAGCUUUGUACUAGGGCUUUGCAGGCCGUGCUCUGGGAGUUUCGACGCAUGCGAGCCUGAUCCCGCCCUCACCGAAGGCACCGGCAGCGAGGCAUCUACGGAGUAUUUUAUGGGACAAGCGGUCGCCGCGGAGUGCAAAGCUCAGUGCGGGACGGAAACGAACACGUGUUCGUUCACGAAACCAUGCUCCAAUGGUUUGUUUUGCAACUUCGAGAACGGCAUCAAGGGUGGCCGCUGCGAGGGGUGCCCCGUUCACAUGUACUUUUGUGAAAACGAAAACCGUGAAAACCUCGGCCAGAACCUCAAGAACCUCACAGACGAUGGAGUUUUCGCCUGUCAAUCGUCGUGUAGUGUGAAUUGCAACCCCGAGGGUGCGCUCAGGAUCACGGAGCAAGCACCAGAAACUUCCGAUCGAGAAGAGGAUACUAAAGCUAUUGACGACGUGGUGAUACUAUUUGGAUCACCGCAGAUGACCGCAACCGGUCCGAUUGUGAACUGCGGAUUGGGUUUGGAGCCGUGCGAAGGCGCAGCAGGCGCAGUUUGUUUUAUAGAGCGUGGUAAAGCCCCAUUUUCCAACAAGACUAUUAACUGUUACGAAGGAGGUGGUGUUGCCGCUGUAAUUUACAACGUAGAGGCGAAAUGCGACAAUAUUGACGGAACUUUUAAUGGACGUGAGACUUUCAUCCCAACCGUAACGUUGAGGCACAUUGAUGGGAAAUCUAUACUGAAACAAGUCGCUGCAAUGCCAGAAGGAACACAUUUGCUAGCUACAGUUGAGGUUGGUGGCAUCGAUAGAUCUCCCGGAGACUGUUGGCUAGGUUGCACCGAGGGCAAUGAAUGCGAAGGAACGGAUUUGGAGUGCAAUUUCGACAACAUCGAGUACGGUGAUUGCAGAGCGACGGAGUUUCGAGUCGAUUGCAAUCAAAUGUUUACAGACGGUCUUACUGGACACUUGCCGUGCACUUCUGAGACAGAAUUCUGCGACUUUAGCAAGGGGAGAAGAGGCUUCUGUGCCCAGUGUCCCGAAACCGAUGCGGACUGUUUCUUUCUCGACCUGAACGGUCAAGGAGCAACAGAGUGUGUCGCGAAAUGUUUCACCAGUCCUGUAGAGCAAACGGAACUGCGGUCUGCACCAUGCAAAUUCUGUCCGAGGGGACAAUUUGAAAUCGGAGAUGUUGGAGAUGGUUACUUUUCAACCGAAAAGGAUGUGGAGGUGGAAACUCCCUGCCAAUUUUGCGCGGCCAAAUCUGAAGCAACCUGUGCCGACGUCGAAAAUUGGGACAUGGAGUAUCCAUACCGGACGUAAGUUGGUUUUGAUCUUCCGGGAGUUUAGUUUGAUAAACAAUUUUUGUUGCGGUUUCAUUGCUAACUAUUUACUUAUGUAUGAUUUUUCUCUCAGGAUUGAAAUGUUCCCAGAUGUUUAUGUCGAAUGCUGGGCAGUAGCCGAGUUUUACCGUAGGAUGAACAUAGAGGCAGAUACUCCAGAGUGUGCAUCUGGCAGAAGCUGGAACUACAUUUGUGGCUGCAGUGACUCACUCGGAUAUGCAGGAGCAAAAACCAAGAAGAAACAACUCAUGUUGGAAUGGUUCCCACGAGUUGGAGCUAUAUUAUCCAUUUUGGUAAGAGCCCCGAUCUUGUGAAGUUUUUAUACAAGUGUUUGUUGCAUUUUUCAAGACCGGAAUUUUCAUGUAACACGUUCUUUUUCGCCUUCUUCAUGCAAUUUUUCGAAAUACGUAGGGGUCUUCCUUUAUGAUCAUUGGUGUCCUGAGAGAUAAGCAAAAGCGCAAGAGAGUGAUAGGCGAACUCAUCAUUUUCUUAUGCUGCUUUGAUAUCAUCGGUUCAAUUGCAUAUGCAUUUACAACAUUGCCGACUCCCAAAGAGGAUUAUAUCCUACAUUCGCAAGGGAACGAAGCUUCGUGCAUUGCGCAGGGCUUUUUCAUCCAACUCGGCACAAUAUCUUUGUACAUGAAUGUAUCGAUAGCCUUUUACUAUCUUUUGAUCAUCCAAUAUUCGUGGAGAGAAAAUAGAUUGAGGCAGAGCUGGGCGUAUUCCAUGCUUUUUGUUGUACCUAUUUUGGUUGGUGCCAUAUUUGCAUUUGCUGGGAUUCCCUAUUAUGACAAUACUGUGUUGUGGUGCAACAAUUCAAGAUCAUAUUGGUCUGAGAUUCCGGUGAUGGUUGCUAUUGCAAUUGCAACGGUGAUAAUGAUCAACUUAUGUUGGUUUGUGUACAAAUCGGAGCGUGCUUCGCGGCGUUUUCGACGACACAGCGAAAAUGAACGUGAAUCGCUGUCGAGAGCAUUUUUCUUCCAGUCGAUGGUGUACCUUGGUGCCUUUUAUUUGACGUGGCCGGCAUAUCUUUCUCUACAACUCAUGAUUGGUUAUGGCAAAGCCUUUUCUUCGUAUGGACAAUUUCUGUUCGCGGGAACAGCGCUUACUCUGCAGGGCUUCUGGAAUUUUCUCUUCCAUACGGGCCUGCACUAUCGAACUGCAGUGAAGGAAUUGUCCCGUGUGUGGUCAACUGUCAGAAACAGCAGCAUAAUGCAAAGCAGUUUUCUUCGCAACCGAAGCGCCCUCUUCACACCAAAAAGCCAGGUCGAAGAACAUGUCGAAGAACAUGUUUCGAAGGCUCCUGCCUCUGAAAACCCGCCGGCCUUGUAAUAGUAUGAAGUACCAGCCGUGGUUCAGUCAUACAAUGAGUGCUUUCGGGGUUAUUCGUGAUAAUUUCUAUGUACUGAUUGAUAACGUUUGACAGUCGGUCUGAGCAACGUCUAUGGGAUACCAUGGUUUCACUUCCGAUUCAUAAUAUUUGUACACAACCCAAUAUAUUUUUUAAAUUUAG